UGCUUAUAUUGAGUUGUGUUGUGUAUAAUGUAUUGAAUUGAAUGCUAUUAUUAUUGAGUAGUGUUUUGAGUGAUCCUUGAAGUGAGUGAUUAUAUUCAACACAAAAGUCGAUGAAAUAUACAAAUAUCUGAUGACAAAAGUUUUACACAAAAAUGUCUGAAUUGAUGGCAAAAGCUAUGAAUUGUAGGGAAAACCCAUUGGUUUUGCAUUUGUAUUGAAUAUCAUAUCUCUUGUGGUGCGACUCAACCUCCGAGUCGGUCACUACUGUUAGCCAUCACUCACAUGGAUGUGAAUGUUGGUCUUCGUGUAGUUCGAGGACCCGAUUGGAAGUGGUCUAACCAGGAUGAUGGCGAGGGUCACGUCGGUACUGUUGUAGAAGUGGGUCGUCCUGGCUCUCUGGCCACUCCCGACAAGACUGUUGUGGUUCAAUGGGACUCCGGGUCCCGGACUAACUAUCGGAUUGGUUAUCAAAAUGCUUUUGAUUUGCGAGUGUUGGACAACGCGACUAUUGGUUUCCGACACUAUAAUAUCAUUUGUGUCGGCUGUAAGAAACACGGAAUCGCUGGCAUGAGAUGGAAAUGUUUGGUCUGUCAGGGCGUUGAUCUCUGCACUCUUUGCUAUAUGAAUGAUAAGCACGACCUGAACCACGCAUUCGCUCGUUUUGAGACCCAUUCUUCUCCCGGUGUCGAAAUGUCUAAAAGGAGUGCUAAAAACAGUGUUAAGAUUCAGGCGAGAGGUAUAUUUGUUGGCGCAAGAGUUAUGAGAGGCUAUGAUUGGGAUUGGGCUAAUCAGGACGGAGGUGAGGGAAAAAUUGGUAAAGUUAUAGACAUCCGCGGUUGGGAUAAUGAGUCCCGUAGAAGUGUUGCCAAUGUUAUGUGGGCUUCGGGUUCUACUAAUGUCUAUAGAGUUGGUCACAAAGGGAAGGUUGACCUGAAAUAUGCCCUGGACGCUCCCGGUCCUUAUUAUUAUAGAGACCAUUUACCAUUUCUGGGACAAACUACUGAAGGAGCUAAUCGUAUCUCCAUUACUACUACAGUACCCACUAAUUCAGAGAACCAGAGAAAUAACUGUCCAUUCAAUGUGGACGACAAAGUUAAGGUAAUUAUAGAAGAUGUAAACGAAUUGAAGGCAUUACAAGAAGGACACGGAGGUUGGAAUCAACGAAUGGCCGAAUUUAUUGGUCACAUCGGAACUGUUCAUAGAGUCACAGAUAAGGGUGAUAUCAGAGUUCAAUUUGAAGGAUGUCAUAAUAGAUGGACAUUCAAUCCAAUCGCUUUGUCUAAAGUUAUAUCAUAUUCUGUGGGAGAUAUUGUCAAGAUUUGUGAUGACAUUAAUAAAGUUAAAGAGCUUCAGAAAUCUCACGGAGAAUGGAAUGAUUACAUGUCGGGUACUAUUGGAAAGAUGGGUAAAAUAGUUAAAGUUUAUGAAGACCACGACCUCAGAGUCACAGUGGACUGUCAAACGUGGACUUUCAAUCCACAGUGUGUGUCAUUAAUGCCCGGUUCUGCCACCGAAAUGAAUAAUACUAUGAUAUCUCAUCCGAGCAGAGAAGACACGAACUCUCGUUUGGGUAAUCUUUUAGAAUACGAACCAUUAUAUGUGGACACUGCCUGUCCAUCAACUGGUGAUGUAUCUGUCAAAGUGAACUGUCCUCCAUCUUCGGCAAAAAUUACUAAAGAGAACUUAGCGAGAGAAGCAGCUCAGGGACGCAUAGAAAAUGUCAAAUUAAUUUUUGAGAAGUACCCGGGUUGUGUAGAUCAUAAAAGUUCGGGUAAAACAGCACUUCAAGUGGCCUCACAUCAGGGACACAUCGACAUCGUACGACUUCUUCUUGAAUUAAAUGCUGAUAUUAAUCUUCGCGAUGAAGAGGGAGACACUGCUCUUCAUUACGCGGCGUUCGGAAAUCAGAGCGAAAUCAUGGAACUAUUGAUUAAUAAAGGAUCGGACAUCGAUGCCGUCAAUCGGACGCGUUGUUCAGCUCUUCAUAUUGCUGUUAAUAAAAACCAUAUAAACUGUGUUCGCGUUCUUUUAAAGUAUGGCUGUAAUUGUAAUCAAUUGGACUCUUAUGGUGACACAGCUCUACACGACGCUAUCGGCAAACUUGAAAAUCUUGAAAUAAUUGAAGCAUUAAUAUCUUCUUCUGGAAUUAAUUUUAGUCUAAAAAAUAAAAGAGGUUUUAAUGUUUUACAUCACUCUGCACUUAAAGGAAACCAUUUCGCCGCCGAAAAGAUCAUAACAAAGUCUCGACAAUUAGUCGAUUGCAAGAAAGAGGACGGGUUUACAGCUUUACAUUUGGCUGCCCUUAACGGUCACAACCAGAUUGUCGAGACACUCAUUACUCAGGGACAGGCGGACAUCAAUAUCUUAAACAAUCGCAAACAAACACCACUAAUGUUAGCUGUGGGUCAAUCUCAUUGGACAAUCAUUGAGUUAUUAGUGCGAUUGGGCGCUAACGUGAACGCCGUAAACGAAGACAAUGAAACAGCUCUUCACUUAUCACUUGCCAAAUGUCGUGAUCCACCAAAAGCUGAUUUAGUUGUAACCAAUUCGUCGAUAUUUUCAGAUUUAUUGAAUAAGUUAUCUGCCAUUGGUUUUGCACAAAACAUAAACCUUGCGAUGGCGUGCUUUUUAAUACAAGAAGGAAAUGCUGACAUCACCACUAAAAAUAAGAGGUCAAAGACAGCAUUGGAUAUGUUAGAAAUUGCCGCACAAAUGGCUCAAAUGGAUCGCGACCUCGAUUUGACCCGAACUUCUAAUGAACCGAAUUAUUCAAUGGCUAAAGAUUUCAUAUUAAGUUUGGCCGACAAACGAAUAACUCACACAAAGAACAGUCACGAGAGACCACAAGCUGUUAGUAACACUUGCGAUGAUGUGAUUAGUGUGAAUCCACCUAAAGCUCAGGCCGUCAUCAGUAACAGUGAAAGUGUUAGCAGUGAAACAUAUGAAACAACUGAAUGUAUUUUAUGCAACGAUUUUGCGGCUUCCGUCACGUUUAAGCCGUGCGAUCACACAGUAGUCUGUGAGUUGUGUUCAGUGAGAAUCAAACGAUGUAUUGAAUGUCACCAAUUUAUUAACGCCAAAGUCGUGGUGCAGACUAAUAGACAAUUAAGUGAUACAAAUAUAAGCGACGAUUCAAUUACAAACAAACUUCACACUAAUUCUAACCGAAAACACAGUAAUAAUAGUAAUAUAAGUAAUAACAGCACUAAUAGUAAUAAUAGUUUAAGUAGUAAUAAAUCAAAUAAUAGCUCAAUUCAUAACAAUAAUAAACAUAACGAUUCAAAAGUUAAUUACGAAAGACUUAAAUUUUUGGAGUCAAAGAUUGCUGAGAUCGAGGAAGCAAAUAGUUGUGCCAUUUGUAUGAUUCCCUAUACGCAUAAUGGCAUACUUAGGAUGGCAUUCCUCUGUGGCCACUCUGCCUGUUAUAACUGCGCCUCAACUCUUAAAACAUGUCAUAUGUGUAGAAAAACUAUUACAAGAAAAAUAAAUCUCUAUUAAUGAUAGCAAACCUCUAGUGUUCAUCAUAUUUGUCGUCACUUAAGCACCUGAUUACUC
This is a messenger RNA of Oppia nitens, 3555 nucleotides long. RefSeq names its product E3 ubiquitin-protein ligase MIB2-like (gene mib2). Gene Ontology annotation, molecular function: ubiquitin-protein transferase activity; protein binding; zinc ion binding. The record is from RefSeq and is a predicted model, not a curated record. Gene Ontology annotation, cellular component: cytoplasm. Gene Ontology annotation, biological process: protein ubiquitination. The transcript is spliced from 6 exons. Bases 283 to 3498 code for a protein of 1071 amino acids. Lineage: Eukaryota; Metazoa; Arthropoda; Arachnida; Sarcoptiformes; Oppiidae.